CCACCCGGCUCCACUCGGCCUUCAUCCGCUUUAGCUGCCCACGAAGAAGAAGAAGAAGAAGCGCGGCUUCUUCCGCUUUCGCCCGGUGACGUAACUUCCUUUCUGCCCGUGCUAACCUCGAAGUGAACACGCGUUCGCCCGUCUAGUUCAAGAUGCGUUACGUUGCUGCAUACCUGCUCGCUGCCCUGGGAGGCAAUGAAAGCCCAGAGGCCAAGGACAUCAAGAAGAUCCUGGAGAGCGUCGGAAUCGAGGCCGAUGACACACGCCUGGACAAGGUCGUCUCUGAGCUCAAGGGCAAGAAUGUGAAUGAGGUGAUCACCACAGGUUACGGUAAGCUGGCCAGCAUGCCGGCAGGUGGUGCCGUGGCCGUUGCCAGCUCUGCGGCUGCUGGCUCAGGCGGAGCAGCUCCUGCUGCAGCUGAGGAGAAGAAGGAAGAGAAGAAAGAGGAGUCUGAGGAGUCCGAUGACGACAUGGGAUUCGGCCUGUUCGACUAAACUUUUUCUAACGAUGAAUAAAGUUUAUAAAAAAAACAAAA
Messenger RNA from Mugil cephalus (flathead mullet), 535 nucleotides. RefSeq names its product ribosomal protein, large P2, like (gene rplp2b). Gene Ontology annotation, cellular component: cytosolic large ribosomal subunit; ribosome. Gene Ontology annotation, molecular function: structural constituent of ribosome. Gene Ontology annotation, biological process: cytoplasmic translational elongation. The record is from RefSeq and is a predicted model, not a curated record. The coding region runs from base 153 to 494 and encodes 113 amino acids. Lineage: Eukaryota; Metazoa; Chordata; Actinopteri; Mugiliformes; Mugilidae. The transcript is spliced from 5 exons.